This is a messenger RNA of Actinia tenebrosa (Australian red waratah sea anemone), 1490 nucleotides long. RefSeq names its product TNF receptor-associated factor 6. The record is from RefSeq and is a predicted model, not a curated record. Lineage: Eukaryota; Metazoa; Cnidaria; Anthozoa; Actiniaria; Actiniidae.
AUGAACUAUGAAAUUUUYGAUAGUCGGCGGGAAGACAACGAAAACCAUGCAGUAGUAAAGAAAAAUCUCAUAUCACGAAACAUGGAUAACUUAAUUCGAUUAUCUCAAGCUUCAUCCUUUGAUCAAAGGUUCAACUGCCUUAUAUGUUGGUCUCCUAGACUUCGUAUGGUCUAUGGUUCCUGCCAGCAUCGUUUAUGCGUGAACUGUUUGUAUGACUCUGACGAUUUGCGAAGAGAUGGUCUGGAUAAAUGUCCGACAUGUCAGUUAGAAGAUGCUUUCCCUAUCUUUAAGCCAAGUAUUCCUGAAGAUAACAUUGCUUUGCAGCAACAAAUCGGUGUUGUUAGUUGUACAAAUUCUGGUUGUGAAUCUGAGAUGUGGUAUUGGGAACUUGAGAAGCAUUUAAGUACUGAGUGCUGCUUCAAUAAACUCAAAACUACACAACAAUCCAAGAAAAGAAAAAGCGUUUCUGACAAACCACAUGAAUAUAAUUUGAGACACUCCAGUAAAAGACAUUCUCCAGGAAGGUAUUCCUUUUCUCAAGAGUACAGAAGAUCAUCAAGGAGGAAAAUGAGUUCAGCUUGAUGAAUUAAUUAAUUCCAAACRUAAUGUGAGCAAGAUUUCAUAUACUUUCCUGCGUUUCAUGUAUAUAAGUGUAAAUGCCAAAAUUGCCUGCAAAAUUAGAUCGCAAAAUGAUGAACAAAAAACUUCUAGAUUCAUAUAUAUGCUUAUUCUUUGGGGGUUUGACUAGAUCACGAUGAUCUAAUUGCCCUAAUUCACUAUGACGUCACUGCUUGUUUAUGUGGGGAAUAGAAUUGUCAAAUCUAAUAGAAAAUUCAACAAAAUUUGCUCCUAGUGAAACCGUUUAAUCUAAAAUGGCCUGAUUUUCGGAUAUGUGUUAAUAUGUGCUAAAACUUAUUCUGAGCCUUUGCUGGCUAUUCUACUUCUCUUCRUGGAUUGAUACAGGUUUUAGAACAAUUUUUGGUAAAUUUGUGUUGAUUUGACCCGGUCCGAUGACCACGAUCCUUUGCGUUUAAACAAUAGAUUGUUGAAGAUUGUUUUGAUGUGAUGUCAUAGUGAAUUAGGGCAAUUAGGGGGUUCGUCCUUGUCAUUAAGGGGUCCAAUCAUGGUUUAGGGGCUUCAGAUAAACUCUCCUACAACCAUCUCUGGUUUUGAUAUUACAUGCUACUACUAAAUCAUCCAUGUAGAUAUGUGAAGUGGGGAGGAGAGGGACUCUGACAUUCAAUUCAUUAUCUGUUUCGAAUGAAGAGCACAACUUCAUCAAUUCAAAAAUCAAACUCGUUCAUAGUCAUGAUUGGGCCAAUCAUGCAACAAGCAAAGCUUAUGCAACAUGAAUUUUUCACUUUAUUUACCAAAUUUAACUAAUUUAAUAACAAAAACAGUAUAUCAGAGACAAUUUAAAGCUAAAGAACUCUUUAUUAAUAAAGAAACUAAUGUUGGAUAGUUAUAAUAAUUUAUUCCAACAAGUUGUA